Trichobilharzia szidati is the source of this 1081-nucleotide messenger RNA. The record is from the annotation of a GenBank genome assembly. NCBI's taxonomy places the organism in Eukaryota, Metazoa, Platyhelminthes, Trematoda, Strigeidida, Schistosomatidae.
ACAAAAAGUAGGCUUGUUAGGCAGUACCUGUCGAGUAUGAUUCGCGAGGAAUCAAUUCAUGGAUUCUACACAUACCUCGGUAUCAUACGGCAUCUGGAUCCCCGUUUUGCGAGGUAUGUACACAGACACUGGCUGCCUUUGAAGAAACUAUGGGCAGCAGCAUUCAACCGUAGUGUUUUGUCACUUGGCAAUAACACUAACAAUCGCGUUGAAAGUUUACACAGAUGGAUGAAACGAAAUUUGUCAAGAGGUAUUACGCUACAUAAAUGUAUGUGGGAGGUGUACCGCUGGAGUGACAGGAGGUUGCGGAGAAUUGAUGGCGAACGAGAUGUGAACAUAAGAGUGCUGGACAACAGGAUACCUAGUUUGCAACCCUUACUGUCGAAAUUAACAGAGUAUGCCGGAAAAAAGGUUGUUGCAGAUUUCAGAAGAGUAAGAAGGGCCCGCAUUGAAAACCGUAUUUCUCACAACGUAUUUUUCGUCGACGGAUUCACACACCCAAUAGUUGAUAUGGCAAGAGGUACAUGUACUUGCAGGGUGUUCACCACCUGCAAGUAUCCUUGUCGUCAUAUGGUAAUCGCUCAUCUGACUUAUCCCCAUUUUGAAGGUAAGUGAGACGCACAUUGAUCUUACAAUACAGUUGAUCGCGUUCUGAAGAAUUGUCGACGAUGGAUGCUUGCUAACAGAAAUCCACUACCCGUAUUAACUGCUGCACCGGUAACACGAAACAGUGACAUUGAAAACUAUCAAAAGUUGAAGCGGAAGUUUUGUAGAUUUCUUGACGAACGCGUAAAUGCAGGUUAUGUAGAAAAAGCAACUGCCUAUUUAUUGUCUUCGUAUAACCGGUUAAAGGAAGGAAAGGAGGAUGUAUGAGACAUCAGUGAGAACGCGGAAUGGCCCUCUUUAGGGCCACCAAAUACUGAUUUCAUUGACUUCAUCAGUUUCACUUUAAAUUAUGAAAUCGGAUAAGUAGGGUAGGAAGAAAUUAAUCCGCAAUCUCAGUAAUGAUUGUGAAGAUGGUUUCCGAGUAAUUGUGAAUAGUGAAUCUGUUGUGGAGAUAGGAUAUACAUUUUUUACCGAA